AUGGUGGUAACAGAAGAAACAAGUCAUAUAUAUGACAACGGACAGAAGAGCUAUAACACAAUUUCAAAAGAUACAGAAACUGGAUCUAUAAACAAUGAUCCUGGGUGUGUGGUGGCCGGAUCUGGAACACUUGGUAUUCCAUAUGCUUUACUACAAGGCGGAUGGAUAUCUUUGAUUCUUCUAAUUCUAUCGGCACUUAUGUCUACAUAUACAAGCAUAAAAUUAAUAGAAUGCUUAGGCCAUGGUAAAGAUCGUAAAACAUCUGUAUCGGAUUUGGCAUAUGAAGCGUUUGGUAAUAUUGGAUUAUGUGUGGCUGGUUUCUUUUUUAACGUAAUAAGUUUGGGCUGUCCAAUCCUUUAUCUUGUUCUCUCCGGUGAUAAUCUACAAACAUUGUUCAGUAACCAUGGAAUCGAUUUGGGAAUGCAAACAUGGGUAUUUAUUUGUGCUAGUACUAUGUGUAUUCCAUUCGUUUUUCUUAAAACAAUGAAGGAAACUGCUUGGCUAAGCAUGAAAAAGAAAAAAGAUUGGCCUAAAGUGGUCAUGCUCGCGAAACUUACCAUUACUUCUAUGUACCUUUUAAUCGGUAUUCCUGCUUACUUAACUUAUGGCCGAUCAACAAAGUCCCCUAUAUAUCUUAGUCUCCCACCCGGUUUCAUAGUUGACAUUACCAUGAUAAUGAUUACUAUACACGUUCUUUCUGCACUUCCUGUAUAUCAAACUGCUUUCUCUUUAGAAUUAGAAGAUUAUCUUUUUGCAAACAUUUCUCGUGAAUCUAGUAAAAUCAUUUUACGUACAAUCCUUCGUUUAACCAUUGUAUUUUUCACUGUAUAUAUAGCAAUAACUGUACCAUAUUUUACCAAUAUCAUGUCAUUAUUAGGCGCAAUGGGUAAUGGUGUUUUAUUAAUGAUUUUGCCAAUGUUAGUUUGGAUAAAAUUAUUUGGUUGGAAUAAUAUCUCAAGUUUGGAAAAAGUUUGGGCUAUUUUUAUUUUAUUUUUUGCCCUUUUUGGUGCUAUUGUUGGUACUUGGGAUGCAUUAAGUGCUUUAUCGGCAGAAAUGAUUGGUGGAAAUUGA
Messenger RNA from Cetraspora pellucida, 1071 nucleotides. NCBI's taxonomy places the organism in Eukaryota, Fungi, Glomeromycota, Glomeromycetes, Diversisporales, Gigasporaceae. The record is from the annotation of a GenBank genome assembly.